GUCAGUUGCCUGCAUAAUUGUUUACAUCGCAUCGAAAGUCAAAAUUUCAAAUGGCUAGAGUUGCAGCAUUCCUGCCUUCAUCACGCGAGUUCUUCGUGAUAUUACAAGAGCGUGCGGACAAGGCAGAAAGCGGGCGUUAUAGGAGAUUCAUAGCUGCACUGGUUCUGCAGCGAAUGGCCCGAGGCUACUUGAUUAGGAAGCAUGUUGCGUGGUUGUCCAAGAACGCCACGAUUAUCCAAUGCGCAUUCAGGGGCCAUCAGGCCCGGAAGGCGUUGAAGGUAGCCUUGCGUCGAGCUGUCAGGCAGAAACAUGCGAGACACUACGCCAUAGCUGCUACUAAGAUACAGGCUCUAUGGCGUGGUCACUAUUCAAGACGCACCAAAUUCUGCUACCGCCGCUACCGCCGCUGGCUGGCCACCGUGACUGAGAGAGGCGAGCGUCGCGCUGCCGAGGCCUUGGAGUUUGGCCUCAUCAGCAGAGCUGAUGACCUCAGGAUCCUCGAGGAGGAAGCAAGGAAAUGGCUUGCCUUUGUCGUAUUCAAACUGCAUCACCUCCUCAGAACUGCAUGCCACGCAGGCGUCUAUUCUGACCCAGCUACUUCAGAACUAACGCAAUUUGAAAAACUUUUAAAAUCAAUUCGCUACAGGCAGUAUAUGACCAGAUUGAAACGAAAAUACGACGAGUUUGUCAGAAAACAUCGUCCCAAUUUCUCUAAUAAGAGGCUUUUCCCUAUUAUUGGAGAUGGAGCCGAUUACUGGUAUUUGUCUUUACCCGAAAUGUAUGAGUUGACCAGUCCAGCAGUGCCCAAGCUUCACAAUACCCGGCAUUCACAAUUGCAUCACGGGUCUAUACAUAAGGAACCUUUUUUGUGGAGGAAAGUGAGGCCUCCGACAGCCUUUUCGGAUAGAGGGCCCUUUAUGCCGAAGUCGCUGGUACGGUGCAAGAUCCCGUUGGCACCAGCGCCAACUCCUGCAGAAGCAGGAGAUGCUGAACCUAAAAGAGACCCUAGGUUCCACUUGUAUGUUCAACAUUAUACUCCUCAACCGAAUAUAAUGGAUUACGUAGAUUUCCAUGUAAACAUUCUGACGAACCGAAAAAGUUCGAUACAACACGUGAACGACGAAUAAG
Cydia fagiglandana is the source of this 1128-nucleotide messenger RNA. RefSeq lists its product as uncharacterized. The transcript has 2 exons. The coding region runs from base 51 to 1127 and encodes 358 amino acids. The record is from RefSeq and is a predicted model, not a curated record. Gene Ontology annotation, molecular function: protein binding. Lineage: Eukaryota; Metazoa; Arthropoda; Insecta; Lepidoptera; Tortricidae.